AUGCCGCUCUUCCACCUCGCCCCAUGCGCUCGCCCCGCCGCCGGGCGCGCCGCGUCCCGCUUUUCCGGGGCGGUGGUCGCCGCCAGCGGCGCCGGAGGAGCGCGUCCUCCGAAGGCGCCCCCGCGGCGCCCGCGCGGCAAGCCCCGGUUCUCGCGGCAGUCGGCCAUCAAGAAGAGCUUCCAGCAGGAGCAGGUGGUCUUCUCCACCCCCGUGCCCGCCGACCCCACCGUCGCCAUCAUCGGAGGCGGAGCCUCUGGCCUCGCCUGCGCGUCCGCCCUCGCCGCCCGCGGCGUCCGCGCCGUCGUAUUCGACACGGGUAUGCACGGCUUAGGUGGCAGGAUGGCGACCAGGAUGGUCGACGACGGGCGGCGGCUGGUGUUCGACCACGCGGCACAGUUCUUCACCGCGAGCGACCAGAGGUUCCAGGAGCUGGUCGAUGAGUGGGUCGAGAAAGGGUUGGCCCGCGAAUGGAGGGGCUCGAUCGGUGAGCUCGAGGCAGGUGGCCAUUUCACAGCUAUACCUUCCUCGACGCCAAGGUAUAUCGGCGUGAGAGGAAUGCGCCCGCUUGCCGACGCAAUGCUGCCCGAGAAUGACCUGAUUAAAGUUGUAAGGCCUUCCUGGAUAAGCAAGCUUGAGCCGUUCAACGGCCUGUGGCGCUUGUUUGAGAAUGAGAAGCCCCAGGGUCAAUAUGAUGCCGUUGUAAUAGCACACAAUGGUCAGUGCAAAUUUCGUUUCAAUAUUGUUUCUCUUUAUUGCCAGUUUCUUUAA
Molecule: messenger RNA, 768 nt
Organism: Triticum turgidum subsp. durum (durum wheat)
Lineage: Eukaryota; Viridiplantae; Streptophyta; Magnoliopsida; Poales; Poaceae
Source: the annotation of a GenBank genome assembly